AUGGCCUUAAUUUCGGUGGUCUUUAACUCUGCGGUCAUCCUGAUGGUCGCGUACGCCAAAGACCUGCACAAACCCAUCUUCAUCCUUUUCUGCAACCUGGCCAUCUCCGACCUCCUCUCCAGCUCCUCGGGUUUCUGGAUCGCUAUGGUGUUCAUCACGAAUCCUCAAAGCACCGUGGUCGGGUCCCGAGAAAUCCUCAGAGUCUACGCCGUCUUCACCACGUCCAUCCUAGCCACCAUCUACAACUUAGUGGCCAUUGGGAUCGAGCGUUACUUGGCCGUGGCCGAAAGCCUUUGGACCAGGAGACGGGUCACCCGGAACCAGGUCUUGGGCAUCGCGUUGGCGAUUUGGGCGUUUGCCGUCUUCCUGGGUUUCAUGCCUAUGAUGGGAUGGAACUGCUUGGAGAAAGGCAACAUCUCUACCUUUUAUAGCCCUCUGUGCAUUGACUAUCUUGCCUUCAUCACCAUCCCUCACAGUGUGAUGGCCUUCGUUCUUCCGUUCUCCACCUACUUGGGCAUCAUUGUAUUUUUGAGAAAGCACAAGAUUUCAAUGGGGGCGUUGGGCCAAGCCCAUUCCACUUACCGGAUAGCCGAGAUCCAGGUAGCUAGGACCAGCAUCUUCAUAUGGGUCAUGGCUUUGCUCUCUUACGCACCUUUCUUCACAGGCGUCGUCUUUGAUUCGGCCACUCGACAGUGCCUUAGCAAUCUCUCUCCAGGCAUCUACGUCUUCCGAAACCUUACGACUGUGAUGAUCACCAUUAAUUCGCUGGGGAACCCCAUCAUAUACACUCUGAAAAUGAAAAAGCUGGGGAGUCGGAUCAAGACCUUGAGGUCCCCUUCCAACAACCGCGUCGAUGUCCAAGUCAUUGGGAAGAUGUGA
Sceloporus undulatus (fence lizard) is the source of this 879-nucleotide messenger RNA. Its product is annotated as lysophosphatidic acid receptor 1-A-like. Gene Ontology annotation, biological process: G protein-coupled receptor signaling pathway. The record is from RefSeq and is a predicted model, not a curated record. Gene Ontology annotation, cellular component: membrane. Lineage: Eukaryota; Metazoa; Chordata; Lepidosauria; Squamata; Phrynosomatidae. Bases 1 to 879 code for a protein of 292 amino acids. Gene Ontology annotation, molecular function: G protein-coupled receptor activity. The transcript has a single exon.